AUGUUACAGUUUGUUCCAUUCUCCAUACUUGAACGACUCGGCUUCCCCAACUUUCGCACAGCUCGUGCCGCUUUCUACCGUCGAGCCAAGGCUCUCUUCCACGUCGACUCAUACAGAAGUAACCUGUGUAGCGCACAAGGCGCUUUGCUUCUUACAUACUACGUCUCAGCUUCGGAUUCUCAGGCGAACACUCAAUGGCUGAGCAGCGCCAUAAGUCUAGCUAGAACAAUCAACGCACAUCGACAACACCUCCUCGGGGAAGCUUCUGUCCAGCGUCGGAGCGUACUACAGCGGCUCUGGUGUUGUUGCCUGGUCCGAGACCGGAUUCUGGCGCUAGCACUACGAAGGCCAUUGCAGAUCGGAGCAGAGAAGGAAAUUCUUGCUGGAGACGGAGCCAGGAUCCUUCGUGCUGAAACGGCUCAGUCGAUUGUCUAUGACUUCCCCACCAAGCUGGCUUUGUCGACUUCAUUCUCUGCACUUUGCAAACUGGCCAACUUAUCGAGUCAGGUUCUUUGCAUCUUGUCAUUGGAUCCAUCGAGCCCAGGCUCCGAGGAGCUGACGACGAUUACUGAGAGGGUGCAGGAUUGUGCAGAAGACCUCGAUCACUGGUUUGCCGAAAAUUUGGCAAGAUACCGCGUCAAUAGCCUCGCAGAUAAAUUUCUCACCCUGCAAAACAAUGUCAUCUCCAUCUACUAUCAUUCGACCAAGAUAGCACUCUGGAAUCACGCAAGUUAUGCUGCAAUCACGAAAGGAUGUCCUUUACAUGUGGAGGCUUCAGCGGGCUGGAGAGAAGUCGAAACUGCCAUCCACGGCAUUGAUACGAGUCUGCAGCGAAUCGCCGAUCAGGACAUGCUGUCAUUCAUGCCCAUUUCCAUUGUUGCCCAUAUCGCCAUACCUGUUCUCCGACAUAUCUUGAAUAUCAAGCUGCGUCAGUGGGAACAAUCAGCCACCGCUCGCAGGCGCCUAGAAGUCUAUCUCGCUGCUCUGAAUGCACUCAAAGAAAAAUAUGAAGGAGUCGACCAAGUCCUCGACUACAUUCGUCGGAUCGUCACCUGCUUGGAUGCGCGCAGAAUGCCGCCUCCUUCCUCUCGGGACGUUAUAUUGCCCGAAAAGUGUCCUCCAUCGAACAACAGCGAUGGCGUAGAAAGCCUCGUCGGCUCGCCCCAGGUUUUCCUGAGGGCGAUUGUCGUUAUCCAGAUCGCGUUAUCACAAGGCAAAUACCCCGAAGAGCACGAAUUGCCUGCGCUGCCGGUCUCUUCUCCUGCGGGAAGCAGCACUCAGAGUAUGUGUAGCUGUCAGUCGAAUGAGAGCUGUGAGCUGCCUGACUUGGGAGACACCUUCGACGGUCUGCUAGACACGACGUUCAUCACUGGUGCGCUCGAAUUAAUACAAACAGAAGAUGCCUACGUGGAUGAUGCCAUGGUAACGGGGCAACCCAACUCGUUCACAAGUGAGGUAGACUUCGACGAGUUCAUCGACCUUCAUGACAGCACUUGA
This is a messenger RNA of Fonsecaea nubica, 1497 nucleotides long. RefSeq lists its product as hypothetical. Gene Ontology annotation, molecular function: zinc ion binding; DNA binding. The coding region runs from base 1 to 1497 and encodes 498 amino acids. The record is from RefSeq and is a predicted model, not a curated record. Gene Ontology annotation, biological process: DNA-templated transcription. The transcript has 4 exons. NCBI's taxonomy places the organism in Eukaryota, Fungi, Ascomycota, Eurotiomycetes, Chaetothyriales, Herpotrichiellaceae.